CGCAGAGCCCUCUGUGCGCCUGCGCUGCCCUUGUCCUGCACGCGCCGGCGAAAAGGCAAACUAGUGAAGGGGUGGCGGCAGCUGGGACUCCGGAAGCCCACCCUUCACCCGGAAAUGGUUGUCGAGAAACAUGGCGUUGCUGGUGCGAGUCCUUAGGAACCGGAUUAGCAUCUCCCAGUGGGUUCCAGUAUGCAGCCGAUUGGUACUUGUGUCUCCUACACAGGGACAGUGGAGCAGGUCUCUGUCUGGUACUUCCCAGUGGCCCCAGAUGAGCCAGGCCCUAGCAUGUGGUGGAUCAGAACAGAUUCCUGGAGUAGAUGUUCAGCUGAGUAGGAAGUAUCACACCACAAAUAAGCUUUCUACUACCAAGGACUCCUCACAGCCUGUUGAGGAGAAAGUUGGUGCCUUUACAAAGAUAAUAGAAGCCAUGGGAUUCACUGGACCUUUGAAAUACAGUAAAUGGAAGAUUAAGAUUGCGGCCCUGCGCAUGUACACUAGCUGUGUGGAGAAAACUGACUUUGAGGAAUUCUUUCUAAGGUGUCAGAUGCCUGAUACAUUCAAUUCAUGGUUUCUUAUAACUCUGCUUCACGUCUGGAUGUGUCUAGUCCGAAUGAAGCAAGAAGGCCGGAGUGGGAAAUACAUGUGUCGUAUCAUAGUUCAUUUUAUGUGGGAGGAUGUUGAACAGCGUGGCAGAAUCAUGGGGGGGAUCCUUUCAGAUGAUCGUGGGCUGGCUGCUGCCCUCUGGAGAACCUUCUUCAACCAGAAAUGUGAAGACCCUCGACAGCUUGAAUUGUUGGUGGAGUAUGUGAGGAAGCAGAUACAGUACCUGGACUCUAUGAAUGGUGAGGAUCUGCUUCUGACAGGGGAGGUGAGCUGGCGCCCUCUAGUGGAGAAAAAUCCUCAGAGCGUCCUGAAGCCCCAUUCCCCAACUUAUAACGACGAGGGUCUUUGAUGCGGGGUCCUGCUGAAAAGCUGGCCAGCUAGCUUUGAGGAACUGCCAGAAGAGAGGUGCCUGUUUGGCGCAGGAUCCUGCAGAAAGUGGCCUGAACUGACCUUUGAACAGCAUCUGUCAAAUACCUGGCCCCAUUUGUGUUGAUUUUCCUCUUAGUAUGCCAGGGAGUCUGAUCUAGCAGGAUACAGUGCUGGGAGAACCCUGAGCUGUACUGGAGUGUCCUCUCCCUCAGCAGAAGCCCUGAGCAAGAGCUUCCCAGCACAUACUCCCCAAGUCCCCUCCAGGACUAUGUGAUUGACUGUUUUCCCCAAAAGCCACAGAAGGGAAUGAGGGUAGGUUGGAAAGGGGGGACCCCCACCCCACCCCCAAGGGCCCACUGUGGCCUGAGAGCAGUUCGUAACACUGCUGAAUCAAGACGGGUAACCCUCUCUGUCCUCUGGCUUUGAACCAUUGGGUUGAGUUGGCCAUUAAAAGAAACAGAGACUUAUCUCUGCUAUAGCUCUUUAUUCCCUGGUCUUUUAGAAACCUCCCUGCGAUGGUGGAUGCCUUGAGCUGAGGCGCACCGCCUAGCUCACUUAGAGACAGGGAGAGGGUGAGGGCCAGGUGGGUCUCUGCUGCUAAUUUGCCUCCAUUUCAUGGAGAUGUCGCCGUUCUGGCCAAGGCACAGCCUGCUGUUGAACGGGGUGAGGCCCAUGCCAUCUUUCCUCUCUUGGCUCCCCCUUAUAUACUAUAGUGGGGAGAAGAGGAGAACAUUCUUCCUGACUUAGUGGUAUGAUCCCAGGACCCAGCCCCAUGCCCAGCCUUCUACCCCCUUCCCAGCUCCUGGAGCAGGUGCUGCAAGAGCCAUCCUGGUCUGAGCUCUUGGGGACCAGUCCCCUCCUCCCUGUGAGUACAGGUCAUCUCUUGGGGGAUUUUCUUUAAAUUGAAGAAGGGGGCAGAGGACCAUUUUGCCCUUCCUCCCCCCACAUCAAACUUCCUUCAUUUAACUUGCAAUAAAAUGAGUCAUAUAAAGAAACUCUAUAUGGGUGAGGUAUAUCCCACUUCUGUGAAAACAUUACAAAACCAAACCGCCUUCUCUGAGUUUAUUUAAGAUGCUUUUGUUGCACGCGGAGCUCUAGAGUGAAGCCUCCUCUGUGUAUGUGAGAUAAUAACACCUUGUAACUCAUUACAGCUGGGCACUAUUUACAUAAACCAGAGCUGAGCCAGGCAGGAAUUUGCUGAUUAAUUUAUUUUUAAUGGAGUGAAGUAUACCGUGCACCAAAAUAAACUUUACAGUGUGUACCUAA
Messenger RNA from Sus scrofa (pig), 2238 nucleotides. RefSeq names its product ubiquinol-cytochrome c reductase complex assembly factor 1 (gene UQCC1). Gene Ontology annotation, biological process: mitochondrial respiratory chain complex III assembly. The record is from RefSeq and is a predicted model, not a curated record. Lineage: Eukaryota; Metazoa; Chordata; Mammalia; Artiodactyla; Suidae. Gene Ontology annotation, cellular component: mitochondrion.